Messenger RNA from Mycotypha africana, 878 nucleotides. Its product is annotated as small GTPase superfamily. Gene Ontology annotation, cellular component: plasma membrane. Gene Ontology annotation, molecular function: GDP binding; GTP binding; GTPase activity. Lineage: Eukaryota; Fungi; Mucoromycota; Mucoromycetes; Mucorales; Mycotyphaceae. The record is from RefSeq and is a predicted model, not a curated record. The transcript has 6 exons. Gene Ontology annotation, biological process: signal transduction. The coding region runs from base 199 to 774 and encodes 191 amino acids.
CGUUUUGACAUAAAACUUAAGUUGUCAAUAGUAUAAUUCUAAUUUCUUUUCUUUUUUUCUCUUUAUUUUUUCUUUUUGAACUAUUUAUAAAUCCUUUUAUAUUUUACACUAUAUAUAUACUUUGUUUUUUCUCAAAAAAUACAAGUUUGCUCUCCCUAUUUAUUUAUUUAAAAAAACGUUGAUAGCUAUUUUACAAAGAUGAUGUUAUAUAAGUUAGUCGUUCUUGGCGAUGGUGGUGUUGGCAAAACAGCACUAACAAUUCAACUUUGUUUAAAUCAUUUUGUUGAGACCUACGAUCCUACUAUUGAAGAUUCAUAUCGUAAACAAGUUGUCAUCGAUGAUCAGCCAUGUAUAUUAGAAGUAUUGGAUACAGCCGGACAAGAAGAAUAUACAGCAUUACGAGACCAAUGGAUAAGAGAUGGUGAGGGUUUUCUAUUAGUGUAUUCAAUCACUUCUCGUUCGACCUUUGAUCGCAUUGAAAGAUUUCGUGACCAAAUAUUCCGGGUGAAAGACGUGGAUAAUGUUCCUCUCAUGUUGGUAGGCAACAAAUGCGACAAAGUGACAGAGAGGGAAGUAACAAGAGAAGAAGGUUAUGCUACAGCUAAAAGAUUAGCUUGUGAUUUUAUUGAAACUUCAGCAAAGACAUGUGUAAAUGUGGAACGAUCAUUCUAUCAAGUCGUGAAAGCUAUUCGCGCUCAACGAGAAGGAUUACGUGCAGGAGAUACUAAGAAAAAGCCCAAAAAAGAAAAGAAGAACAAGUGUCUAAUUCUUUAAAUCAACCUAUAUUACAGUAUCAUCUCUAUUUGAAAGAAAGAAUCUUCAGUUUUAUAGAUAAUAACCGUGAUAUUUAUACGCAAUAAACUCUCUCUUUUUUUUUU